Drosophila serrata is the source of this 1107-nucleotide messenger RNA. Its product is annotated as androgen-induced gene 1 protein. Gene Ontology annotation, cellular component: membrane; endomembrane system. The record is from RefSeq and is a predicted model, not a curated record. Lineage: Eukaryota; Metazoa; Arthropoda; Insecta; Diptera; Drosophilidae.
UUCUAGCAUAUGUAAUUCGUACGGGAGAAAAACAAAAAUAUUUUUUGUUGUCUUGGAAUAACUUUGGUUUCCCACAUGUCGUUUGUAACAUCCCCAAUCAGCUGUCCAAUUUUUAUUUAUUUUGUUAAGAGCGUCGUGGCAGCGUGGGAUUCUACCGGCCGGUUUUUCCGCAAUCAUGGCCAAGAGCAAGAAGCAGGUGCGCGAGUUCCAAGCCGAAAAGGAGGCUGCCGAGGCCACAGUCGCCCGGCUGGACACAUGCAACGAUGCCUACACCAGCGGGGCCUUUAAGUACCUGCGCUUCCUUCUCCAUUUGCUGGCCGCAGCUCAAUUCUCUUACGGCAUAUACUACUACCACUUCCGGGUACACUGGCCGAAGGACUUGGUGGUGGACGAGGUGGACGAACUGAAGGCUCGAUGGGGUGGCAAAUUCAAAUAUCUCACCUUCCUGGACGUCAUCCUGCAGGCCAUUUACCACACACUGGCCCUGCUCAAUGAUCUUUUUGGCGACAACACAGUCACCGUCAAGCCAAAGUCCAAGCUGAGAUCCGCUCGGGACUACAUAUUCUCGGCCUUUGCCUUUCCAGUGGCCCACAAUGUUUGCCUGUCGUUCUGGGUCGUCUACAUGUGGGACCGUGAGCUCAUCUUUCCCUCGGCGCUGGAUGCUAUUUUCCCCAGCUGGCUGAACCACAUAGUGCACACCAAUGUGGCUCUAAUGGCCCUUAUGGACCUGUUUACCUGCUUUCGCCGCUACCCAACGCGCCUGGCCGGGCUUGCGGGCAACGUCUCCUUCAUCCUGCUCUACAUCAUCUGGUUGCACAUUGUGCGUUAUUUCAGUGGAGAGUGGGUCUACCCGAUUCUGGAGGUUUUGCCCCUGCCGCUGCGGUACCUAUUCCUUGCACUGCUGGUGGGCUUCAAUGUGGCGUGUUAUCUGCUCGGGGAGUAUGCCAACACGGUGAUCUGGGGCCCAGAGUUCAAACUGCUCAAUCAGCAAAAAGUAAAGAGGGUUAGAGUGUAUAUAUAAUAUAAACAAAAAGCCCUUCAUGUUGCAAACUUUGAACACCGAGAUUUUACACCUAGGAAUAUACGGAAUUAAAUAACCUAAAAAGA